AGCGAACGGGGCGCGCGCGCACACAUACGCGCACACACAGCCGGGCUCGCUCCGAGAUCCCCGGCCACGUAAGUAACUAUUAAUACCGCCUCGCCCGGGGAUGCGGGCGUGCUGAGCGCCGGGAUUGGCCUAGGGCGCCUGGCCAUCCCCUUUAAUUUUUAAAUACACGAUCCUCUCCUACUUCUGGGUGGCAAGAAAAAAAAUAAUAAAGGAAGAAAAGCCGUCGAUUUCAAUUUUUUCCUCCAGAACAAACCCCGCCGUGCAAUUUGGUCGCAAGGCAUCUGAAGGCAAGAGUGGUUUGCAAAUUUUUCCAAGGCUCAAGACCCAGUUGUGCAGCGGGAAAGGAACGCCGCUGGUUGGCAGGGUCCGGGGAGCAUCUGCUGCCAGCUCCUGCAGGACCCCUGGAAGCUCCUGCCAGGGACACAGAGACCGCUGGUCGCUGGUCUGCCCAGGUCACCGCCCGCACUUCUUGCUUCCUUCGGAGGAGGAUCCCGGACGCGAGCAAGCGGCGACAGCAGGAGCCGGUGCUGACCGCGCGCGGGCUCAGCCUUGGGCUUUGUCGCGGAACCUGUGCCUCCUCCACUCCUGCACUCCCUGCUCAGUUUUUGCAAUCUUUUGUUGGCACCGCUGACCUCUCCAAGUUAAAUGCUCCUUUGCUAUUUUGCUUUUUUUCCUGUCUACUUUUUUUUUUUGAGAGCUCUGCGAUUUUUUUUUUUGAAAAGCCUCAGACGCCAUCUACAGUUAAGACUUAGGGCGAGCCGGCUCCGCGCGCUCCCUGAAGACUGCACAAACUCCACGUAGGGCUCCUCCGCCCGGUCUGCGGAUCCUCAGCUGGGGAUCGCUCGGGAUUCCGGCGCUGCAGCUCCGCAAGCCAGAGGCACACUCACUCGUUCAGAUCCACGCUGUGAACCGAGACCCACAUACUCCAGAGCGUGGUUCUGCACCGCGCUGGCUGCGUCGGGGUAACAAAAGGACCUGAGUUGUCUGCUGAGCGAGCACCCCCGGGAGCGGGGCUCGCAGCCGGGGACCUGCCCUGCGGCGCCCAUCCGGGGGCUAGCUCCUAACUCUUCCCCCUCGGAGCCCUAGUAGCGUCCCCUCCCCUUUUGAUCCUUUUAAGUCGGUGGCACCGAGGCGCCUGCAGCCGCGUCUCAUCCAUCUCUCCAGCGGGGUUUUUGGUUUGUUUGUUUGUUUGGUCGUGUGCGAUUCCCCACACUCAUGAACAUUCACAGGUCUACCCCUAUCACAAUAGCGAGAUAUGGGAGAUCGCGGAACAAAACCCAGGAUUUCGAAGAGCUGUCGUCUAUAAGGUCCGCUGAGCCCAGCCAGAGUUUCAGCCCGAACCUUGGCUCUCCGAGCCCGCCCGAGACUCCGAACUUGUCGCAUUGCGUUUCUUGCAUCGGGAAAUACUUACUGUUGGAGCCUCUGGAGGGAGACCACGUUUUCCGCGCUGUACAUCUGCACAGCGGAGAGGAGCUGGUGUGCAAGGUGUUUGAGAUCAGCUGCUACCAGGAGUCCCUGGCCCCGUGUUUCUGCCUGUCUGCCCACAGCAACAUCAACCAAAUCACAGAAAUCCUCCUGGGGGAGACCAAAGCCUAUGUGUUCUUUGAGCGGAGCUAUGGAGACAUGCAUUCCUUUGUCCGCACUUGCAAGAAGCUGAGGGAGGAGGAGGCAGCCCGACUGUUCUACCAGAUUGCCUCAGCCGUGGCCCACUGCCACGAUGGAGGGCUGGUGCUGCGUGACCUCAAGCUACGGAAAUUUAUCUUCAAGGAUGAAGAGAGGACUCGUGUCAAGCUGGAGAGUUUGGAAGAUGCUUAUAUUCUCCGGGGCGAUGACGACUCCCUCUCUGACAAGCAUGGCUGCCCAGCGUAUGUCAGCCCAGAGAUCUUGAACACCACUGGCAGUUACUCGGGCAAGGCUGCGGACGUGUGGAGCCUGGGGGUGAUGCUGUACACCAUGUUGGUGGGGCGUUAUCCCUUUCAUGACAUUGAGCCCAGUUCCCUCUUCAGUAAGAUCCGCAGGGGCCAGUUCAACAUUCCAGAAACUCUGUCGCCCAAGGCCAAGUGCCUCAUCCGAAGCAUCCUGCGACGGGAGCCCUCAGAGCGGCUGACCUCACAGGAGAUUCUGGACCAUCCUUGGUUUUCUACAGAUUUUAGCGUCUCGAAUUCGGGAUUUGGUGCUAAAGAGGCAUCUGACCAGCUGGUGCCAGAUGUCAACAUGGAGGAGAACUUGGACCCUUUCUUUAACUGAGCUUAAGGCCCACGGACACUUAGCAGGUACCAGGAGCAAGAGAGGGUCCCAGAAAGGAGUUCUGGGCCACAGGUGGCCUGGCUGGGAAGCAAGACGGACACUCGUAUUUACACAUUUCUUGGUUCAGAGGAGGAAUACCUUCCAGGAGCUGACCGAUCACUUAGCAUGGGGACAAGACCUGUGGGAUGGGGGUUGGGUUUAGAUGGUCAGGAGCCCCUCCCCUAAGUUUCUCUUCCCUGAGGUAGCCUGAGAGUCCCCUCUGCCAGUUGGGCUACUUCAUCUACCCCCUCCCCCCCCUUUUCAUUUUAUCCAGAAAUAGUUGCAGGUCUCGAUAGAACUGAAACUCUUCUGCCUCAAACACACACCUUGGCAUUGCACUGUUAGCAUUUAACUUCUUGUUAUGAUUCAGGGAAGGGACAAUUGAUCGAAGAUUUUUUUUUCUAAACAGGCCAACCACCUAUGUAAUAAUUAAUGGGAUUCACUUAAAAUAAUAAUAAUAAUUCGGUGCACACAGACUGACCUGAAACCUGGGUGCUAAACAAAAAGAAAACGAAAGUUCCAUUUGUCACCUCUCAUUCUCGCUUUUCAACUCAUUUCUUAUAAAUAAGUGAUUUCCUGUUCCGAUUAGGAAGUGACAUGUUAAGGCUUUGCUUCCUGAAGAGGGAGGGGGAGGGGCAGAUCUGUUCUGUGACAGACAGUUCUGCUUCUCAUCAGUUGGGUUUUUUUUUGUUUUGUUUUGUUUUGUUUUUGUUUUUGUAGCAGGAAACGAUUAGAAGUCAAACUUCCAGAUGUAGUAUCACAGUCUGAGGGAAGAAGAAAGGAAAAGAGAAAAAAAAUCCAACUCCUUUCUGGGUUUUGUUCUUUUGAAGGAAGAGGGUUCCCACUGCAGACAUUGCUUUCUGCUCUGAAUACAGCCAGGGAUUCUAGAGGGGCGGGGGCGGGGGUGGCUCCUGGAGUCAGGUCUCAUUGAUGAUGCUGAUCUCAAGGUUGUGUUUUUGCUGUAUGGGAAACUAGUAAAGCGAGACAGGUUGUCCCAUGUGUAUAAAAUAUAGGGCAGCUAUUUCCUUUUCUUUGCUAAGAAUGGUCCUCUGGGCUUGGAAAAGCCCUCCGGUUUGAACAGAAGGGAUGAUAUAAACACAAACAGCGCUCUGUCCCAAUACGCACCUUUGUAUUUUCAAGAACUCUUGUAUUUAUUAAGGAAAAUGUCACAUUGUGAUGUAUUAAGCCAGUACUUCAAUUACGGGUCGACGGGAUGACAUGUUACAUGCUGUAGUUAUCACUUAUAAUUUGUCCCCCUGUUUGAGUAUUUCUGUCCCUGGAAUAACCUCUCAUUUGGCUCUUUCUAGAUAGCCUUAUUUGAUUUCGAGUGGCAAAAUGUUUUCCUUUUGUAUUCCGGCUUUUUUAUUGCUGUAUGAUACAGAACUCUUUUGGCAUAAAUAUUUGUGUUCCCAGUACCUCAGUCAUUUGGGUUUUACUGCCUGCAUAUGUUUUGUGAAUUGGUCCUGUUUUUGGGUAGGUAACACGUGGACUCUAGUGUGUAAAUGUUACUUGAAUCUGUGCUUCACUCUAGUAUGUGGCAUGUGUGUGCGGACUCUUGGAUGCUUCACGCCUACUCCACAGGAGCCCCUGUCCCCUGGAGGGUGGCUUCCCCAUUCAUAAUCAGGAGACAAAGCUGCCAUGGAUAUACCCUUGGUUCUAUUUUAAUAAUGGAAGAUACAGAGAGAGGGUUGUUACAGUCAGAAGAUGGUGCUGAGGCAAGAAGGACCUUCUGUCUUCUCUCUCCCCUGUCUCUCAAGUACUGGGUGGGAGGAAAGAUUGGUGACAUGCAUGGUGGGGACUAAUGGCCUCUGGUGCUUUGUCCUGUAUUUGGUUUAAUGUUUUUGUCCUAAUCUCUUCAAUCAAUAAAAUUGUGCGUAUUUAACUAAAA
Microtus ochrogaster (prairie vole) is the source of this 4174-nucleotide messenger RNA. It is a transcript of the gene Trib2, whose product is annotated as tribbles pseudokinase 2. Bases 1216 to 2247 code for a protein of 343 amino acids. Gene Ontology annotation, cellular component: nucleus. NCBI's taxonomy places the organism in Eukaryota, Metazoa, Chordata, Mammalia, Rodentia, Cricetidae. The record is from RefSeq and is a predicted model, not a curated record. Gene Ontology annotation, molecular function: protein kinase activity; mitogen-activated protein kinase kinase binding; ATP binding. Gene Ontology annotation, biological process: positive regulation of proteasomal ubiquitin-dependent protein catabolic process; protein phosphorylation; regulation of MAP kinase activity. The transcript has 4 exons.